Messenger RNA from Necator americanus (New World hookworm), 1095 nucleotides. RefSeq lists its product as uncharacterized. The record is from RefSeq and is a predicted model, not a curated record. Lineage: Eukaryota; Metazoa; Nematoda; Chromadorea; Rhabditida; Ancylostomatidae. Bases 1 to 1095 code for a protein of 364 amino acids. Gene Ontology annotation, molecular function: protein binding. The transcript is spliced from 9 exons.
AUGUGGAACGGGCCAUUGACCUUGUCACUCAUCACAUGCCAUGUUCUACGGACUAUCGCUAUCGUUGGAGUCGAACCAAGUAUAAGUUUUUUCGAUGGUACUGACUAUAUGAAUCAAUGUAAGACUAGACUUGAACGACGAAUCACAGGUCUCUCUGGAGUAAUUUAUUCUCAUUCACUUUACGGAAGAGUGCCUUAUAACGCAAGCAGGAACUGUUUCGUGAUGUUAAUUGCUCCAAUAGGUUAUCGUAUACGAUUACGGGUUCUGGAAUUCGAUGUGAAUGGUCAAAAUUCAAUUUGUGAGAAGGAUACAUUACAUGUGUUUGAUCACGAGACAGUGAUUGACCCUGCUGCCGCACAUUUUCAAUCGAGCGAUUCCGUUACACCUGGACCCAUAAUAGGACAGUUUUGCGGUAAACGCACCAAUACUAGCGAGUUAAGCGUAAGCACUUUGAAUGCACUCACACUUUGGUGGCAUACUGAUCCAUUACUUGCACAACAACAUCCAGCAAAAGGAUUUCGACUUCAAUGGAAUGCAUUUCGAGUAACAACCAAUGUUCCCUGUUCACCGUCACGUGAGUUCGCAUGCGGAGGAAACGAAUGCAUUCCAAUUCAGUUAGCUUGUGAUCGUUUUGCGGACUGUCGGGAUGAGUCGGACAUUAUCUACACCAGACAAUUUGCUGCAAAUUGUGAGAAUUUAGACAUUGAUCCAUUGACGUCAGUCUCGGGAUUCCUUGUGCUGUUGCUUUCUGGAGGUGUAGUGCUUCUACUCGGAUGCGUCUGCAUAUCGUUUUGUAUCUGCUGUCGAUGUAUCAGAUCCAUUCAUCCACAAUUUAAAGACGAAGCUGUUGAAUGUGGAGGAGUUCCAUCGCCUCCAGAACCUCCACAAUUCUAUCCUCCAUCGCCUCCAAAAAUUCCUCUUCCGGCCACAUCGAUUGCGUUUACACCGAGGAAACUUCCACAAAUGGAUGGGCCGAACAUGGUUCAUGAUGGAUACCGUUCUGUUCGAAUAGGAAAUGAGUAUGGAAGUCCAAUGGAUGUGAAUCAACAUGACUACACAUAUGUCAGAAACGAUGUUCAUCGUAAUUUAUUGUGA